CCCAUUUGCUACUCGGCCAAGGUACGGGUGAAUUCAAGAGCCGGAGGCACUUCACGAUUACAACGUCAAACGAACCGCGAUUCAACGAUCAGAUACUGCCCGACCCGCGCAAAGCCCGACACAUACUCAAUUGGCUCAAGAUGGCGUCGGGAUACGGCAUGAACGGCGGCGUUGGCCGCUGCUUUCCCUUCUGGCAAGAGGUUAUGGGAUGCUAUGUGGUCAACACCACUGCCGCUGAUGACUCUGGCAAGAAGAAGUGUGGUCUGGUUCUCGAAGAUUACUAUGAGUGCCUCCACCACAAGAAGGAGCAUGCUCGAGCUCUCGCCAUGCAAGCCGCCUACGCCCGAAGCGAAUCCGCCACAGCGCGCGAUGAUGCGCCCAGCGUUAAACAAAUAAGGAGUCUAGGACUCAUCGACAAGGACGAAGACACGAAGAAGGUGCUGGGACAAAGCUAGACGACGGAUGGAUCUGGAGAUACUCAAUGAAUGAUACUCGAAUGCUAUUUAUGCUAGCCGAAUUACCUGUAUCGCUCAGCUACAUGUGAAGGAAUAAACUUUGGUUUCGCUCAAGCUGCCCAUUGUGACAACGCCCAAACCAGCUGGAACUUAUGACAAGCCAUCAACGCUCGGACUGCCAGUUCCUUCGAUAUGAAACAACUAUUUAGUAAUACAUUUUUGGGAAAAUUCUACAGCAAUACCGCCAAGCAGGUUAGCAUUGUGCUCAGAA
Messenger RNA from Fusarium verticillioides 7600, 726 nucleotides. RefSeq names its product NADH dehydrogenase (ubiquinone) Fe-S protein 5. Gene Ontology annotation, biological process: mitochondrial respiratory chain complex I assembly. The record is from RefSeq and is a predicted model, not a curated record. Bases 141 to 455 code for a protein of 104 amino acids. The transcript has 3 exons. NCBI's taxonomy places the organism in Eukaryota, Fungi, Ascomycota, Sordariomycetes, Hypocreales, Nectriaceae.